Molecule: messenger RNA, 912 nt
Organism: Ylistrum balloti
Lineage: Eukaryota; Metazoa; Mollusca; Bivalvia; Pectinida; Pectinidae
Product: probable methyltransferase-like protein 24
Exons: 6
Coding region: 1-912 (303 amino acids)
Source: RefSeq, a predicted model, not a curated record
AUGGGGGAGGAGUAUGCCAAAUGGGGGAGGAGUAUGCCAAAUGGGGAAGGCGUGCCAAAUGGGGAAGGAAUAUGCCAAAAGAGGGAGGAGUAUGCAUUGGAUAAAACUAUUAUAAAGGAAGCAGAUACAAACAUGAUGAAUUCAACAAAAAAGUUUGUCUACAACUUUGAUACGGACUUUUAUCUACUACCAACCAAAGCCGAGAUGUUUGAAAUGACGAUGGAGGACUUGGAAAAACUUUAUCAAAUGUACCUAAACACAAUCCAGAUGAUCUGCCGUAGACCUAUCCGACUCGGGAACAGGAAUGAUGGAGGAUGGGAUCUGUGUGCUGAUAAACAAUUUCUGACACCUGGAAAAUGUCUUGUAUACUCGUUUGGAAUUAAUUAUGAUUUCACAUUUGAUGAUGAAGUGGCUGAUGUGUUUAAUUGUGAAGUCCAUUCUUUUGAUCCCAGUAUGGCAAUGAAAAGCAAAAAGAGGAGAUCUAAACCACCUGUGUACUUCCACGACAUCGGUAUUGCUAGAAAGUCUGGUACAAUAAAAACAGACAAAGAAUGGAAAAUGUUAAACCUGAAGGAUGUGAUGGCAAAACUAGGUCAUGAACGUAUUCCAGAUGUUAUUAAGUUAGACAUUGAAUUCUGGGAAUGGGACGUCUUACCCGAUAUUCUGAGAUCUAGACAACUGCCCAAACAACUUGCAAUAGAGUUUCAUCUUUGGAGUGCAGCGUAUGCUAAUAGUAAAACGUUCUACCUUGAUCGCUUGUUGAUCCUCAAAGAAAUAUAUGAUUCUGGUUAUAGGAAUUUCUGGCAGAACAGAAACUUACAAUGCACAUUCAAAUCAAGUAUAACUUCAAAUAACAUAUAUGGUUGCCUGGAAGUUGCUUACGUAAGAAUUGAGAAGGACAUUAGAGUAUAG